CAAACAGCGGCACAUCAUUGGUGUGAUAGAAGUGACGAUCAAAACAAGAAAAUUGAAAACAAUUUGCAAAUGAAAUGCAAUUGAAUUGAAUUGAAUUGCAAUGAGUUUUGUGUCCGUAUUUCACAUCCAGAAGCGAUUCCUCAACUAUAGGAUCACUUAUAAGGGACCCUUUGAUUACAAGAGGGACCACACAAAGGCAUACAGAUAUCCAUUUGGUAUCAACAAAGGCGCCAUCGAGGACACCAUCAAUGAGAUCAACCAAAUCAGACAACUGGACCUCAAAGACACGGAUGUCUCGCCUUUCCAUCUGGUCUGGAGGUACAAGACUAUGACUCACAUCCCAUGGCACGAGAAGUAUGUGUUGAGUCACUUGGGAUUACAUCAGAAGGAGUGCCACAUCCGAGUGGUUGUGCCCAACACUCCGCACUUCAAUGGCCUCUUAUGGCGGGUGAAGCACUUGAUUCAGUUGAUGCCCAUCGCCUUCCCCGACGGCAUCCCCACCGAAGAGGACGUGGGAUGUGUCAAACUGAACACAUAUACCGGUGCCCUGUCUGUGAACCCCAGCCAUAAGGUGUCGGCCGAUCGCAUCGAUUUGGCCAAAAGUGAUGACAUAUAUUAUGGCAAAUAUUUGAGAGAGUAUUUGAAGUGGAGUUCCGGUCUGUUUGGCAAAGGAUUGCCCGGUUGUCCCGUCCAACAGAUCAAUGGCUCGCAUAUUGAGGACCAUAAGAGGAAGGCUAUGAACGCCAAUAAACAUCAGCACCACUUCUAUAACAACUGAUUCAUCACUUGUAGACAAUUUAUGUAUAGUUUAAUAAAUGUUAUCACAAUUCAUUUAUGAAA
Oppiella nova is the source of this 840-nucleotide messenger RNA. The record is from the annotation of a GenBank genome assembly. Lineage: Eukaryota; Metazoa; Arthropoda; Arachnida; Sarcoptiformes; Oppiidae.